Messenger RNA from Sitodiplosis mosellana (orange wheat blossom midge), 2430 nucleotides. RefSeq names its product monocarboxylate transporter 12-B-like. The record is from RefSeq and is a predicted model, not a curated record. Gene Ontology annotation, biological process: monocarboxylic acid transport; transmembrane transport. The transcript has 15 exons. The coding region runs from base 91 to 2343 and encodes 750 amino acids. Gene Ontology annotation, molecular function: monocarboxylic acid transmembrane transporter activity. Lineage: Eukaryota; Metazoa; Arthropoda; Insecta; Diptera; Cecidomyiidae.
UUGAAUCCGCUGAAACGAACAUUGCUUUUCACAAUCAGACAAAGUUUGAACAUUGAAAUUUCAGAAAAAUCAUUAAUAAAUUCAGUGACAAUGAAACUCAAUAAUUCACCACAACUGAAACCUGAUGAAAAAACUGAAAGUGGGCAUAGAAAGCAAGAUGCACAAGACGGCGGAUUUGGAUGGGUUGUCGUCUUUGGAUCAUUUUUCAUUAAUUUUAUCGCGGCCGGAACAUUGUAUAGCUUUGGAAUCAUAUACACCCAUUUUCUGGAUGAAUUCAAAGAGAGUAAGGCGUAUACAUCUUGGAUUUUAAGUUUAUUGUCUGGAUUGAGUGCAGUUUUCGGACCGAUUACAUCAUUUUUUGUCAUUUCUUAUGGGUGUCGCGUGGUAGGAAUUGCGGGCGCUGUAUUAUGUGCCGUUAGUUUUUUUGCCAGUGCAUUUGCAAAAAAUGUGUUCACUCUCAUUGUUACUAUCGGCAUUUUUGGUGGAUUUUCGUUAUCGCUGAUUUUCAUACCACCUCUUAUUUGUGUCACGACGUAUUUCGAAAAGCGUCGAGCGUUAGCCACAGGAAUUGCCGUCUCAGGAUCGGGCGCAGGGACUUUUUUAAUCGCUCCACUUAUCUCAUUAUUAACUAAUGAGUAUGGUUGGCGAAUAACACUGAUGAUAUUGUCUGGAAAAAUGUUGACUUGUGCUCUUUUUGCCGCUUUAUUUCGCCCAAUAAAUUCGUCGAGCCAAGACAAUUCCUCACCAGAAGGGUCCGAUAUAUCGCAAAGAAAACAAAGUGAACAGUUUAUACGAUCGGACGCACUCAUACACGCCGGGCUUUCUGUUUGCCGGUAUUAUGAUCUCUUUAAGCGGUGCAACACUUUUCAUAAUUCCACCAUUACAAAGAUGUGUUAUGAGAAGACAAUUACAACACAAAAAUCUGAAAAAAUGAAAUCAAACAAUUCGUUGCAACUGGAAUGCAAUGGAAAUGACGAACAGGUGAAAAACAAACAAAAUGCAUUGGACGGUGGAUUUGGAUGGGUCGUCGUGUUCGCAUCGUUUUUCAUUUUUUUCAUAUCGGUAGGAAUUGUUUAUUCAUUCGGAAUUAUUUACACUCAUUUACUGGAUGAAUUCAAAGAAAGUAAAGGUUAUACAUCGUUUGUGAUGUCCUUAAUGACAGGAUUGGCAUCAUUGACAAGUCCCAUUUCAUCACUUCUCGUACAAAAAUACGGAUGUAGUGCCACAACAAUUUUGGGCGCAGUAUUGUGUGCCAUUAGUUUUUUUGUCGGAGCGUUUGCGAAAAAUGUAUUCACACUUAUUUUAACAAUUGGUAUUUCAGGCGGAUUCGGCUUUGGUCUAAUUUUCUUGCCACCUAUCGUUAUUGUCUCAACAUAUUUCGAAAAGAAACGAUCAUUAGCAACAGGAAUAUCUCUUGCUGGAUCUGGCCUUGGGACAUUUGUACUCGUACCAUUCGUGAAUUUUCUGAGUGAAGAGUAUGGUUGGCGCAGAGCACUGAUGAUACUCGCUGGAAUUUUGUUGAUUUGUGGCUUACUCGGAAUUCUAUAUCGACCAUUAUCGUCAACACAAGAAAAUCCAAAGCCCGAAAACUUGGACACUUGUUCAGAUAUAAGCAAGCAAUCAGAAUAUCAACAAAAUGACCAUUUGAAAUCAAUGGACAUAUCACCACCAACAACUAAUUCGAAACCAAUAUCCAAAAGCUUAGCGAAAAUGAUGAAUCUUAGCCUACUCAAAGAUCCGAUUUUCAUUCUGUUUAAUUUGGCGACUCUUUUGACCAGUUUGGGAUAUUAUGUGCCAUAUUUUUGUUUAGCCGAUUUGGUGUCAAUAAUCGGUGUAUCGAGUGAAGAUGCAAGCCAUUUGCUUUCAAUAAUUGGAAUUGUAAAUACGGUGGGUCGUGUUAUUUUGGGCUACAUAUCCGAUAGGCCAUGUAUAAAUCGACUUUGGGUGUACAAUAUUUGUCUCAUUAUUUGCGGCAUUGCGACUGGAAUGUCUCUCCUUUGUUUUGACUAUGAAACACUCAUAGUUUUUGCAAUUGUAUUUGGGUUUACAAGCGGGGCAUACAUCACACUGACCUCUGUCAUUAUAACGGAUUUGUUUGGAUUAGAGAAACUAGAAGGUGCAUACGGUUUGAUAUUUUUAUUUGAAGGAAUUGCAAACUUUCUGGGUCCACCAAUUGCGGGUUAUCUGUUUGAUCGCACACACACUUACACGCCUGGUUUCCUGCUUGCCGCUUUUAUGAUCUCUCUCAGUGGUGCAAUACUAUUUGCAAUGCCAUCAUUGCAACGAUGGGUUAUGAGGAGACAGUUACAACAAAAAAAUGACAACAGUGAUGUUGCAUCAUGAUUUGUUUUAUUUUUAUAUGUUCUUCUUGUAUGUGAUAAUUUUUGCAAUAAUUUCAAUGAGGACUGGCCAUGAAAAGUCAAUAUUAAA